Botrytis byssoidea is the source of this 4977-nucleotide messenger RNA. RefSeq lists its product as uncharacterized. Bases 1 to 4977 code for a protein of 1658 amino acids. The transcript has 2 exons. The record is from RefSeq and is a predicted model, not a curated record. NCBI's taxonomy places the organism in Eukaryota, Fungi, Ascomycota, Leotiomycetes, Helotiales, Sclerotiniaceae.
AUGAUUGUUUCUGCAAUCGAUCGCUUUACCGAAAAAUUUGUAUCGCACGUAACGUUUUCAAGUACAAUGACUUUUGGAUACAAUAUGGCCAAUAUGACUGGACGCCGCAGACGAGAUUUAUCGUACUCGAGGCCCGGUUCGUUGACAUUACCAGAAGGAAAGACGCAAAGCCUAAGUGGUGAAACAGAGGUUGGACGCAGUUUCAGCAGUUGCGACCCAGCUGAUCUUUCAGGUACGAUUCAAGAUCCUGAUGAACCGCCUCCAAUUCACCCGCAAGUUUUUGCUGGUGGUCUUGGUGGAGGAGGUGGUCCUGGGUUACCGGGAACGGGAGAUGGCGAGAUUGAUCUAUCUGGCAUUGGGAGACCGGCCCAGGGUACAGGACAGCCGAGUCCCAAACCUGCGGAGGCUGAUAAGGAUUUGGAUUUCAAGAUCCCUCCUCCUGUAAAACCGAAAAGACAAGCAGUGGAUAUUUCACAGUUCAAAAAUCCAGAUGGCUCUUAUGAUAUGGCUAGAAUACAAGUUGUGGUAUCGACUCGGGUUCAGACUGGGGUUCAAGAAUCAAGGGCGGAGCGUCGGGCAAAAAGAGCUCGGGGCCCCACGGUUCCUGUACCGGCGAUGAAACCCCUCAAUACUACACAAGCAACGACACCUUUGGGUAGGGCAGAGGAAGUCUACCCUUCGCAGGUUGGUAGAUCGGGAGGGCGAGGUGGACAACAACGAAAACCGAGGGGAAACCUUAAACUCUCCCCUAUUGCUGAAAGAAGUUCGAUGGGUAGUAAGGGCACGGAAAAUUUCGAGAGUCAAAAGAAGACUGUGUUACCUGGUGGUGAGGAGUCGGAUAAUGGAGAACAACCUACUGUGGAAGAAGAAAAAUCAGCUGCUCUGGAGCCUAUAGCGGAUGAUUCGGGCAGUUUAUACGGCGCAUCUCCUCCAAGACGCCCUGUCAAAAAUCCUCUACCGCAUGAUCCAAAUACUUCUCCAGGCCAAAGUGAAAAGUAUCGCAGAUGGGCUGCCGAACCUGCAGAUUCACCUACUGUCGAUGAAAAGUUCAAGGAAUGGGUAGACCGUGGUAGAAGCUCCGAAAGCAAAACAGCAGCUCAAGAACUCAAAGGUUGGGCUCAAAAUUAUCUGUAUGAUGCACGUGAAAAACAUCUGGCAUGGCUUUUUGAACAGAGAAGUGCAGCGAGUCGCCAGCUCAAACUUGAAACCGAAAAGAGCAGGAUACUCAAAUUGCGAAACGUCAUCAUCAAUUGCACACUUGGUAUCAAGGAAACUAUCAGGUUGGAAGACAAACGGCAAAAUCGGAAUGCGUUAAGAAAGAAUGUGGAGUUGGAAACAAAUCUCCUUGUGAAAAACAGAUUCCAGGAACUACUUCAAGAAUUGGAUCGCGAAGUCGAACUUGAGGAAAAGGUCGAACAAGUAAAACUCCAAAAACAUAUGCGUCAUGAUUCCAUUUGGAGAAAAGUUUUUGAUAUGACGCCUGCCGAGCGAGCGGCGCUAAAUAUACCGGUUGGACAUCAUUUCGCAGCACCUGCACAACAUCCGACACCUAUGGUACUUCGAGAGUCUUUUGCUGAACAGCUUCUGAGAGAUGAAUGGGCAAAAGAAGAUGCGCCAGAAGAAUUGGAAGAUCUUUUUGAUCACAUUGGUGGAUUUUCCGAUUCGGAAGAGAGAGAUACAUAUUGGGAAGCUUUCCAGGAUAUUCGUCGACCCAUAUUACUCCAGAGAAACAAAGAAUUGACGAAUCUGUGGAAAGAACAAGCGGAUGAGCUGAAGGCAGAUAGGCAAGAUGCUUGGCUGAAAUCGGAAGCUGAAGCUGAGGAAAAGCUCUUGAAAUUACGUCAACUUGAUAAGCGGAAUAAGGAAGAGGAAGAGGCAAAGAAGCGUCAAUUUGUGGACGCUCUAGCGGCAACGGUAGCAAAGAAAAAGGCUGAAGACGCCGAAUUGGAUAAGACAAUCGAGGAUGUUGAGGGAGUACGUGAUGCGCCAAACGUACCACCGGUGGCGGGGCAAAGAAAACGGAUGGAUUUUUCUGGACUCGUAGCGGGUCUUAAAACUAAGGGAGUCGUUCUACCUGAAUCAUCUACACAAGGCGAAAAGGAUUCAGGGAGAAAAGGUCUACUCAGUGUCCGCACAGCACCUAAAGUAGCUAGAGAUAGUAAAACAGCUGAGACGGCUGUGACCGUUGAUGUAUCUUUGGCUACGAAGGAUUCUGCGGAGACAGACUCUCAAACAAAUUCAACCGAAGAAGAAGAGAAUAUAUCACUUCCUGAGCCACGUCCUGGUUCACCAUUUAGAGCCGACAACUCUCUUUCAUCGAUUCAAGAACAACGAUCAAGUCUUAGUUUUGAAACGGAUCGUGAGGUUUCAGAUUUCUUGGAAUAUAUGGCGAUGGUACGACGUAACGAAGAGGUAGUCAGGACAGGUGAAGGUGAACUCAUUGAUUCGGAGUUGAUGUGGGAGAAAGAAAAGAGAGUUAUGAAUCUUGUUCCGAUUGAUCCAGCCGAAGAGGUGGAAAAGCAAGAGCGCAUUCAAGCCGCGGAGAAAAGAUUGAAAAAAAUUAUUGCUCGAGCAACGAUGCCCAAAGAGGAGCUGAAGGCUCUCGAGGAGAAGGAACGCCAGCAGAGGGAAAGGGCCAAAGAGAAGAGGGAUCUUGAAGAAGUGACUGCCUGGGAAGAAGCUGAAAGACUCAGGAAACAAGGAUUGAACGAUGAGAAAACGGCAAGAGGCGAAGCUGAAGCUGAAGAGAAGAAAAAGGAGGAGGAGAGGAAAAGAAACGAAAUCGACAAAGAAAACAGAGCCGAGAAGGAGAGGAAAGAGAGAGAGGCAAGGGAGAUGGCAGUCAGAGAUCAGAUCAACAGGGUGAGAGAAGAAAAAGCAAAAGCCGAUCAAAUUGCUAGGGACAAGAUUGUUAAAGAUUUGAAAGAUAAGGAAGACAAGAAAAAACCAGAUGUACCAAUAGAUUUUGCUGGAGAUAUCCUGACCAAGAUAAAAAACGGUCCCCUGGCAAAAGCUGGAGGGGCCGGCCUUUCCAAGCCAGCAGAUGAGGUGGAUUCGAAGCAGGACAAGAAGGAUCUAGAUGAUUACAUGAAAGAUAUUAUGCGCAAGAUUGAAGAGAAACUUGCGCGGAAAGAUAAUGCCGGCAAGGGCAAGGACAAGCCUGAAGAAAACACGGCCAAGGACAAGGAUAAACCUGCGGAGAAACCACCUGCUGAGACUGACUCUGCCAAAAAAGCACGCAUAGAAAAGGAAUUUGCAGAGCAAAAAGAUCUCGAGGCUGCCAGAAUACGAGACAAAGAAGCACUUGCGAAGAGGAAAAAGGAGGCAGAGGCGGCAAAAAAUAAACCGGGAGUAGAUUAUGCGGCCAGAGAUAAAGCCGAGCGCCUAGCACGCGAAGAACGAGAACGUGAAACUAGAGAACGUGAUCGUUUGGCUCAGGAGAGGGCAGAUGAGUUGAAAAAUAGGCCGGCGCCGACUGCGGAGCAAAAAGCAGAAGCUGAGGCAAAACGUGCAAAAUUGCAGAAGGUUGCUCAAGAGAAAGAAGAGGAGGAAAAGAAAAGGGACAAAAUUGCAGAAGAUGCGAGAAAGAGAAGAGACAAAAUUAUACAAGAUGAGAAUGAUGAACUCGAGCGGAAAGAGCGUGAAAGGGUGGAGAAAGAGGCACAGAAGGCACUUCGAAGGAAAAAACUUUCGGAUGAACGGAGGGCUAAGGAUCCUAAAGAUAAGGAGGAAAUUGAGCGUCUUAGGGUUCAGGAGGAGAGGAGAAAACUAGCGGCAGAUCUGCGUGAGAAGAAGCGGAAAGAAGGCGAAGAAAAUGAACGUCUUGAGAAAGCGGAGGCCGAUCGAUUGGCAGAUGAAGAAAUUGAACGUUUGCAGAAGGAGCUUGAACGUAAUGAACUUUUGCAGAAAGAAAAUGAGGAAAAGAAACGUCUGGAGCAAGAGAAAAGAGAUGAGGAUGAUCGAUUGUUGGAUGAAGAAGUGAAUCGUCAGUGGGACAAGCUUCAAAUUGAAAAAGCUGCACAGCAAAAGGAGAAAGAUCGGAUAGAAAGAGACGAACGUGAUCUGGAAGAACGCGAAAGAAAUGAACGUUUGAAAAAAUUAGAGGAAGAUCGAUUGGCACGCGAUCGAAUUGCGAUGAAACAAAAGGAAAAAGAAGAGGUUGAGAAAUCAGUAAGAGUAGGAAAUCUCCAGUCAGAAGUUCAGAAUCCUGAUCUCAGAAAGGAGAGAAAGGAACGUGAGAAGAAAGAGAAGGACAAAAAGGAGAAAGAAGCAGCAGCUGCCGCAGCUACACUUGCGAAUAGAGCUCAAGGAGGUGGACUUUUCCAAAACAUCACCGGCAGAAUCAAUUUUCCCGAUCUCUCCUGGUUGAAUUUCAGAGGUCCUGCGCAUUUGCAAGAGAGAGCUGGGAACGUAGCUUCCGAUGCUCCGUCUCCAUCUGUUCGUACUCCUAUCCCCGCUGACUACGAAUUGGCUCCUGUGGAUAUAGCUUGGAUGCAUUCUUAUGCUGCGGAGUCUGCUGCUCGCAGGAAAAUCAGUAUCAAUCUUACGAUUUUUAGUUCGGCGAAGCAGCAUUUGUCGGGGGCGACGCCACCGCAUUAUUUGGCGUGUCAUGAUAUUCCGGUAUUGUGGAAUGUGUCGCAGUUAAAACGACAUCUCUCCACGAUCGUGCAAAAGGCAAAGGUGGGGGAGAAGAAAGCUGUGAGGUUGAGGAUUGAGAGGAGGUGGUUGAAGAAUGGGAGUAAGACGUUGGUGGAAGAGGGAUUUAGGGAUUGGGAAAGUGUGGUGGUGGUUAUGGUGGAGGCGGGUGAGAAUGUGAGGGAGGGGGAUUGGAAAGAGUGUGUUAGGGAGGCGGAUGGAAUGGCGGGGUGGAUAGAGGGCUGGCCUGGGAAGGGAGCGCUGAGGAUGCCGGCGGAUAGGAAGGCUUGGCUUUCGGAGGCGUUUGAGGGGGUUUUUGAGGCUCCAGUGAUGGGGAAGUAG